This is a messenger RNA of Spea bombifrons (plains spadefoot toad), 2347 nucleotides long. It is a transcript of the gene DCBLD1, whose product is annotated as discoidin, CUB and LCCL domain containing 1. The transcript has 15 exons. Lineage: Eukaryota; Metazoa; Chordata; Amphibia; Anura; Pelobatidae. The record is from RefSeq and is a predicted model, not a curated record. Bases 185 to 2302 code for a protein of 705 amino acids.
CAUGAGGAAGGGUGAAGUGUGAGUGUGUGCUUCUCAUUCAUUGAGUGUAGGGCAGCCUCACCUUACCCUGCUCUUGGCUGCACUUCGUAUAUAAACUUUUCAGGAAAGGUGGAUCUAAAGGAAAGGUCGUGGAUCUAAAGCUGGGGUCGUAUUUUGGAUCAAAGGGCUUUCCCGGACUGACCCUAUGGCUGGAUUAUUAGCCCUGCUGGGGCUCUCCCUAUCUGCCCCUGUGCUGCUGUUGGCAGAAACGCUAGUGGAUGGAUGUGGACACGUGAUCAUGUAUGAAGAAAGUGGAACGUUGACAUCUAAGAACUACCCUGGCACAUACCCGAACCAUACGCUUUGUGAAAUAACAAUCAAAGUGGCAACUGGUAAAAGCCUAUAUGUGAAACUGGCUGAUCUAGACAUAGAGUCUCGGGAUUGUGAAUCUGCGUACCUCAAGAUCUACAAGGGAUCCUCUUCUACAGAAUAUGCAAGCUACUGUGAUGAUUUCAGUAAUGCACCCAUGGAAGUUUUCUUGGAUACAAAUGUAGCAACCAUACGUUUUGAGAGUGGCCUUCACGUGUCCGGACGUGGAUUUUUGCUAAACUAUGCCAGCAGCGAUCAUCCAGAUCUAAUCAGCUGCUUGGCUCGAGCAAACCAUUAUGAAGAGACUAAAUUCAGUAGGUACUGUCCAGCUGGCUGCCGAGAUGUUGCAGGAGACAUAUCUGGAGAUGUGAUAGAUGGAUACAGAGAUACCUCCCUGCUUUGCAAAGCUGCCAUUCAUGCCGGAGUCAUUGCAGAUGAGCUAGGUGGACAGAUCCAACUCACACAGCGCAAGGGCGCAAGUCGAUAUAGAGGAGUUCUGGCUAACGGGAUUUUGUCUAAAGAUGGCUCGCUUUCAGAUCGCCAGUUUGAGUUUAACAGUCUCGACUGCAGGACCUCAUUGAUGGCUGGUCCAAGAGCUGAUAUGUUUUCAGCCACCUCUUCUUGGGAGUGGAUGAGUAACACUGGAGAGAUGAUCUACUGGUCACCCGAGAGAGCACAGCUGAAUAGUCCAGGCGUAUCUUGGGCAUCUAGUCACCAGGCGGAGCGGGAGUGGUUGGAAAUAGAUUUGGGGGAGAAAAAGAAAAUAACCGGUAUUGUGACUACAGGAUCCACAUUACCAAACUUUAACUUUUACGUCAAAUCUUAUGUCAUCAGCUUUAGGAAAGAUGGGCCAAAAUGGAGACUAUAUAAAGGAGUCAUCAGCAGCGAAGAAAAGCUGUUGGCAGGUAAUUCAAACAAUAUGGGUCAAACACGGAACAACUUCAUCCCUCCGAUUGUGGCACGAUACCUUCGAAUUGUACCACAGACAUGGCACCAGCGGAUUGCCCUGAAGGUCGAGCUAGUAGGAUGCUCCUUAGCACAGAAUCAUAAUUCAUCCACACACCCCAUGUGGAAAAAGACAAAUCUCCGAAAUGCUAAAACCCCCACGACGGAAGAGAAGACCUUCACUGAGCCGAUACCGUCUGAAGAGACGAACUUUGGGUGGAUUAUCGUUGUGGUCGUCGUCUCGCUUGCUCUGGUCCUGUUUUUAGUGCUAGUUGGCAUUUGCAUUUGCCUGUCACGAAGGAACAGGACAAAAACAGAUGUAUACAAAGCGACUGAUGAACAGAAAAGUGGCUGCUGGAAGCAACUUGAACAGCCGUUUGUGAGACAGAAUUCCACCGAAUUCACCAUCAGCUACAGUAACAACGAUAAUGACAAGGAUGAGCUACCAAAGUUUGAUCUUGGCAAGUGCGACAUGGAAGACUAUGACCAGUCCAAUAUGAUAGGCACUGGCUUGGUGACGAGAAAAGGAUCCACCUUCAAGCCUAUGGACACAGAUGUUAAAGAGUCUCUUGAUGGGCAGGAGAUUGAAAACCACUAUGAUUGCCCACACAGUCGCAACAGACCUGAGUAUGCUCUUCCCCUUAAUUAUCCUGAGCCGGAAUAUGCCACUCCUAUAAUAGACCGCCACAUAACACGAGAAAACAUGUUCGUACCCGUGUCCGGCUACAGCGUCCCUGUGGUAUCACUAAACCGCCAACAAUCCUUCUCGGUCGCCAGCUUCUCCAUCUCCACAAGCCCAGAGAACAGUGGUGGAGAGUACCAGACACCGCACUGUAUAAACUUCGACGAGAGCGAAUAUGAUAAACCAAAGGUCUACAGGGGAUGGGGUACAUUGGAGAAUGGCGAUUAUCAAAAACCACCGCUCUGCUCAAUGGUGGCAGAUGGUUAUUCAUCUCCAAGAGACUGUCUAAAACCCAUCAGUCAGACUGCAAUAACAUCUCUAUUGUGACCCCAUGAAGAGCUAACUAAUGUUACUGCACAGCUGCUUUAAAAA